UGGUGGCAGGUUUUGGGAAUAAGCUUGAUAUUGAGGAGUUGAAUGAACUCUGUAUGGAAGUUUAAUAAACACAAGGAGACAUUAGCCAAAAGAUACAGCAUAGUUUUGCCGACUGUCUUCAUCAGAGGAAAAUCAAGGAUUCUGUUGAAUGGAUAAAAGUUUAUAGGAAGUUUUGAGCAAGAAAAGAGGCUCCAAUAAACAAAUGAACAAAACUAUUAUCGGUGGUGUCAAUUAAAGUGCGAUGGAAUAGGAUCACAUGGAAAGUGAAUAUAAAAACAACAGCAUCUGAAUUUGUUUGGAUUAAAGCUGGAAGGAAAUUCUAAUGAACUGGAUGCAGUGAAUACACUUUGAUGCUACCUUCAGGAACAGAUGGAACAUGACAGUGACCAUUGGUUGAUAACUAGGACACGAAGAUGAACCCAGCUUGAAAACCGAACCUAAGAUGGAUGGUUCGCGCAUUAAUCGUCGCUAUGCCCUAUGGAUUAUUUUGAUCCUCAUCAUCGCCAGCUGUCUUGGUCUAAGCUCCGCCGCCGAACCCAAAACGAGAACAGGAGCGAUGUUGUCAAGUCACAUGUACGUCGAGGAAACACCGGAAAUAGUCAACACAACGUCGAUGCUGAAUUCGCUCUGUCGGUUACACAUCAAGAAUGACGGUAUCAUGGAGGAUCUUACACAUCUGAUCAUCAACAAGAAAAAGAAAUUCAUCGAGAUCAAAUUGAAAUUUCCUCGGGGUGUCGAUUUGGAUAUCAGAAAUUAUAGUAAGAUCACAGAACUUGAUCAUUGGUUCUGGGUAGAUAAUCACCAGGGGAAGCCACUCCUCGAGUUGGAUUUUCGUUUUUAUGUCCUGUCGGUUACAAGCCUGUCGAUAGAUGUCGCAAGCGUUGACGCAGACGUCAGGAUGGAGCCGCGGAACUGUUUGAAUAAGAUGCAUUUAGCAGAAAAAACACACUUAAUUCAGGACAUGUUGAUGCGGCAUAUACACCAGAUCGUUGGCGGUGAGGGCCGAGAGGAUACAUCCUCGGCGGUCUGUUAUUCCCGUCUAGCAACCUAUAAACUGAUGUUGAGUAAACAUUAUGUUCAGAAGUUUUGUUGUGACAUCCCGCUAUACCAAGGUGCACCCUGGUCAUGUGAAGCUAUCGUAUCGAGCUACACUAAUACGUAUGUUGUGAUUCUGUACAUCGUACUUUUCCUUGUCAGUCCGUUGCUCAUAAAGUUUCUCCCGCAAGAGGAAGUUAUCUACACCGUUGACGAUGAUGGUCGUGCACACGAGAUGGUCAAAUGUAAGGUUUUAUACGGAAGGCAACACAGCACGCUUCCACAGGCGGCGAGGAGAAUUAACACAAACAACAACAACAACCUUCCCGGAUUCUGCCUUUCAGACAGCAGAGACAAUUAUCGCAACGACAACCUUCACAAUGGUCAGAAAGAUAUUGUGGCCCCCGCAUGCCGUUCACCUGAACGACCCGCAGAUGUAGAAUCAGUCUGUGCCUGCACAUCGGGAGUUCCACGUCAGUUCUUGCGCAUACAUUCACACGAGAGCCAAAAUGACUCCAUUAUGCGUACAAGCAUGCUUAGUCAGCAAUCCAGUACGUUCAGCCAAUCACUGCAGAGCUUACACGAGACCCUAAAAGCCUUCGAAUUCGAAAUCUACGACAGCAAUGGAAAUCCUGAAAAGCUCUGCAAUGGUUUGAUAACGAAUCACAAAGAAGAUGGGAACGAAAUCCACCAGCGCAUUAUUCCGGUCCGACAGAUCAGUCAAUUCUCUGACCUCACACUGACUACGCAGGAAUCUCAGUCGGGCCAGAAUACCCAGCAGCGCGGCACAGAAUUACCCAUCAGCCUCGAGUUGGAACAGAAUGAGGCAAACAUCUGCGCAAAAAGAUCCGGAUGUCAGUACUCGGCCCUGGACAACACUACACCAAUUCGCAUCUGCACGCCAUUGUACUACAUUUUCCUGCUUCAUGUUCAGAAUGAUUGGAUCUGCCGCAUACGCCGUAUCAACUUUUUCUGGAUUCUGUUCCCGAUUUUCAUCCACGGGAUGGUGAUCGGUGACAUCAUGCUGUAUCAUGACCACAUCACACAUCUCUACAACAUGGAGCGCAGAAUGGGAAUAGUUGGAGAUUUGGCAGACCUUGAAAACUACGACUACAUCUGGUUAGGCGCAAUCUUCACGAAUCCAGAACUUGUCAUUGGGACGGUGUAUCUCUCGAUGUACUUUCUCAUGACGGUAGUCCUAGUUAUUGAGGGCAACUUAGCCAAGCUUCUCAACAAACUCAUGGUCCAGGAUCACUAUUUAGGAUGCAUGAAACUCCCAAAGGAACUCCGGACACCAAAGUCAGAAAAUAAAGGCAUGCAUUUGUUGUAUCACAAAAUGAAAUUCAGGUUAUGUUUGAUCGCUGAGCCGCGAUUUUGGGUAUUCUGGUUCAAGCAGUUAAGGUUGUCACUCUGGCCUGAGAAGUCAGAAGGGUGCAAGUCGUGCUGCAAGGCCUUGAUCUGUCGACCGAUACGAUUUUUCACAUGUAUAGCAUCUCUUGCAUUGCUUUUUCCUCUGACAAACUUUUUUCCAUGGGAUAUGGUCAUAGAUUUCUUCAGUGAGAUGAAGGAGACAGACAAAUUUGCGCGGAGCUGCCUCCGCAGAUACAAGAAAAGACAAUACGGAAAAGCAUUUCUUUUUCUAACCUGCGCAGGUAUUAUCAUUCUAGGGCUUCUCUUUGCACUUUUGAUUUUCAUAUAUUCUUGUAAAAUUGUCUCGCUUUUUAUUCUUUACACGAUAAAAGGUGUCAUCAAGCAUUACAUGGAGACAUUACCCAUCAUUUCUAUAAAAGUUGUCGCCCUCUAUUAUCUGCUGAGCACAACGCAUAAACUGAAACUGUUUUAUAAAGAAGUCAAGAAACAAAUAUUUGAACUUUGCGUGGAGGAACAGAAAGAGAUGAAUGAGAAAGAGAAGGAGUUGAAUGCGAAACAAGCACUGCAAGAAGUAAACGAUCAGGAAGUACAGGAGGAUAACAAAAUCUUUCUGGUGGCUUACAGAAAAGAUGGAAUUCCACUCAUACCAAAACAACUGUAUAACAAGAUCUUUGAUCGCCAUUGCCCCCUCAGAGAGCACGAACUCGCAGCCUUAGCAAAACUCAUGAUGAUUGCAAUUUUUCUAUUCUAUGUCGGUUCGAUCAUAAAUAUUUAUCAAAUCGGCAAUAUCUCAAGUCUUGGGCAAGCCAUAGCGACGUUCUUUGCCGUGACGCUCCCAAAGUUGUUUGAUUUUUUCAGCGGGAAGGAUGCCGUUGAAGACGACAUCCUGAAAUAUAAGAUUAAACACACGAUCAGGGAAUAUGUUGAAACGACUCUCAUAAAUGGCGAUGACGAUGAUGAUAAGAAGGCUGGGGUUGAUGAGACAUUGGAGCGGCGGCCCAAUGGUACUAUCAACAACUGUAUGUGCGUACCUGCUACACUGGAUAGGGAGACACAAGUAUGACAGACACGCAGAUGAAGUGUUUUUGAGAUCGCUCUGGCCAAAGGUACUUUUGUCCCUUGUUAGCGUUUAUAAAGAAUUUUAUUGCACGAAGGUGUUGUUUGUGUGAAUUUUUCAAUUCAUUUUCAAUCAAUGUGUUUUCUUAACAAGACUGAAACAGACGUUAUGAUGUGAUUAUGUAAAUAAAAUGUAGGUGUUUUUUGUCAAGUGUGAACUGUGCCUAUCUGGGUUGCCAUGGAGGAAGACAAAGUUGUAUCAACUUCUGAAUAUGUUAACUGAGGAGACAGACUCGGUUCAUGCAUCCACCAUUAGUCUACGAGCUUGGCCAUUUCAGUUCAUCGACAAUCCUAAAGAUGGCAACAUUGUCGUACUGAUGGAAACAUUGUUUAGACAACCGACAAGAUGGAAACUUUGUGUAGGCAAUGUCUCCCAAAAUACCCUCAGGUGGAUAUGGCUUUUUUCACCUAAGUUUUUGCAGCAACUGUUUGUAUAUUGUUGGUAUAUCACGGAUGUCUUGAUUAAAGUCUAUGGGAAUUUGAAAAAAUGUAAAAAUGGAAUAAAAUU
Molecule: messenger RNA, 4030 nt
Organism: Lineus longissimus
Lineage: Eukaryota; Metazoa; Nemertea; Pilidiophora; Heteronemertea; Lineidae
Exons: 2
Coding region: 443-3469 (1008 amino acids)
Source: RefSeq, a predicted model, not a curated record